Molecule: messenger RNA, 1053 nt
Organism: Histoplasma mississippiense
Lineage: Eukaryota; Fungi; Ascomycota; Eurotiomycetes; Onygenales; Ajellomycetaceae
Exons: 6
Coding region: 1-1053 (350 amino acids)
Cellular component (GO): cytoplasm; nucleus
Molecular function (GO): RNA binding
Source: RefSeq, a predicted model, not a curated record
AUGACGGUUGCUCUGGAUGCUGCCUCAUGUCUUGCAUUAGUUUUACAUCAUCUGGCCGCUGGCUUCGUCCCUCGUUAUUGUUCCAUGUUUCCCCUCGUUUCUUGCCAUGUUAUUGUUUGGUACUCAGUCAGUCAGUCUCUCUCAAACCUGUAUGAGCUUCUUGGUAAUGACCCUGAAGAGGACUCCGAUCGGGAACCAUCACCACCCACCAGCGCUGUAACCAAGCCCGGCCCUCGAUAUGGGAAGCGUGAAGGCCCUUCCGAACCACCCCGUUCUGCCAACCCGGCUUUAGCGCGUCCUCGUGGAGGACGAGGUGGUCGAUAUGGGAAUGAACAAGCAUUCCGUGACCCUGAAGCCAGUGCGAGAGCAAACCGCAAAAAACCCGUCGAUGCUCCUCUACCAGAUGUCCCAACUGGUGUAGUGAAGAACCGCGAUGCUCGCGGCAACCUCCUCCGUGAAGAUCGCACCAACCGCUCGGACAGAACCGAGACCACUAAGCAAGUCGAGCAAGGCUGGGGGGCCGCCAGCGGUGAAUCCGCCUGGGAAGAUGAACGGGCCGGCGCAGCCACUGCAAAGCGGGAGACCAAAGAAGGGCCCGGCGGCGACGCAGCCGCGAACGACGCUGAGGCCGCCGAAGCCGAAGACAAGGCCAAGUCCUACGCCGAGUACCUAGCCGAGCAGGCCGAGCAGCGCCGCGACGACCUUGGCGUCAAGGAAGCCCGCAAGCCCAACGAGGGCGUCAAGGCGGAUAAGAAAUGGGCGACGGCCAAGGCGUUAAAGCGCGACGAGGACGAGGAGGCCUACAUCAAGGGCAAGGAGGAGAAGGCGCGGCGUGAGAAGGCCAGGAAGGAAAAAGCCUUUGUUGAGGUUGAUAUGCGCUUUGUCGAGCAGCCCCGUGGCAACCGUGGGGGCCGUGGAGGUGGCCGUGGAGGCGCUGGCGGCCGGGGCCGCGGCGGUGCACCCGGUGGUGCUGGCUAUCGCGGCGGCCGUGGUGGUCCCGCUGCUGGCCCCAGCGUCGAUGAGAAAAACUUCCCGGCCCUUGGUGGCAAAUAG